Molecule: messenger RNA, 798 nt
Organism: Lutzomyia longipalpis
Lineage: Eukaryota; Metazoa; Arthropoda; Insecta; Diptera; Psychodidae
Product: tachykinin-like peptides receptor 86C
Exons: 5
Coding region: 1-798 (265 amino acids)
Biological process (GO): G protein-coupled receptor signaling pathway
Cellular component (GO): plasma membrane
Molecular function (GO): tachykinin receptor activity
Source: RefSeq, a predicted model, not a curated record
AUGCUGUGGCCCGAUGGGACUUACCCCACAUCCAUGGCGGAUUAUAUAUACAAUUUGGUAUUCCUCAUUCUCACUUAUGGUAUCCCCAUGCUCAUCAUGAUUGUGUGCUAUUCCCUCAUGGGGAAAGAACUGUGGGGGAGUCGAUCCAUUGGGGAGCACACAGAACGGCAGUUGGAAUCGAUGAAAUCCAAGAAGAAGGUCGUUCGGAUGUUUAUUAUAAUUGUGACAAUAUUUGCCAUCUGUUGGCUACCCUACCACCUCUUCUUUGUGUACGCCUACCACAACAAUCAAGUAACAUCAACGAGCUACGUGCAGCAGAUGUACUUGGCCUUCUACUGGUUGGCCAUGUCAAAUGCCAUGGUGAACCCCCUCAUAUACUACUGGAUGAAUGGGCGCUUUCGGGUCUACUUCCAAGAGAUCAUCUGCUAUUGCUGCCUCCGUGUGUGGAAGGCGCACAAUAAGGGGGCUGAAGAUAAAGUGCCCGGAAUUCUCAGCCGACGAAAUUCACAAUCCGAUUUUGCCCGCACGAAAUCCUGUCGCCCAAAAACUAUGUCUGUGCAGUGGCACCAAACAAUGCCGGGAAAUGUUCGGGUGAGACAUUUAAAUCCCAUUGGAAAUCUCCCAGGAAGUCCCAAGUGUAACUCGACAGUUACCACCCACAUGGAUGUACCAAUUCCUGCUGGAAACCACUUCGACGUGUACCGGAGGGAGAGCCGCAGAAACCAACAGAAUAACGAUGCAGCUCGCAUUCUCAAUGAGGCCCAAAUUUACACAAAUGGUUGCUCAGAGUAUUCCUGA